AUGGCCUUCCGUGCAGCGUGGCUUGCCGUCCUUUAUCUGUGUGCACUGGUUGUACAAGCCAUUCCACCGCCACUCGAGGCCCGUGGUAAGGCUGUUCUGCCAGAGAACGACCCCUUCUAUGUCCCCCCGGAGGGAUAUGAGAAUGCAGCACCGGGCACAGUCCUCCGAUCUCGCAAAGUUCCCAACCCUAUUGCCGCUUUCAACGCUUUCCGCAGCCGAUCUGAACAAGGUCUCUCCUAUCAGGUCGCCGAAGACGCCGCAUCUAUCAACUGUGCUCCGUCGUAUGCCUUUCAGCUGGCAGCCGCUAGCGGGGGCCCUCUAGGCACCAUCGUUACUCAGAUUGAGCUGGUCCUCAUUUUCGCCGCACUCGAAAAGGGAUGGGUUGUCACUGUCCCCGAUUUUCAAGGCCCUAAGGGGGCCUUCUUAGCAAACGUUCGUGCAGGUCAUGCGGUCCUCGACGGCAUCCGUGCAACUUUGGCGUCAUCCGAACUCACUGGCGUCAACAAGAAGGCCCGUGUCACUAUGUGGGGUUACUCUGGAGGAAGCUUGGCCAGUGGUUUUGCCGCGGAGUUGCAGCCGAAAUAUGCUCCUGAGCUGAACAUCGCUGGAGCUGCCCUGGGUGGCACAGUUCCUCGGAUCGAACCCGUCAUCCCCUCCAUCAACAAGUCUCUCUUCACUGGCUUGGUCCCUGGAGGUAUCCUUGGGCUUGGGUCCGAAUAUCCUGUUAUCGAAUCCAUCAUCAACAGUCAGAUCAAGCCCGAGAAGCGAGAAAAGUUCCUCAAGGCCCGCAAGCAGUGUUUCGGCGCGAAUAUGCUCGAUUAUGCUUUCGAAGAUAUGUAUUCGUACUUUAAGGAUCCCGAAGUUCUUAUGCUCCCAUAUGUCAAUGAGAUUCUAGCCUACAACUCCAUGGGCCAGAACACUCCCAAAACCCCGAUUUUCAUCUACAAAGCGGCGAACGAUGUUAUCAGCGCCCACAACUUGACCGCUGCGGUCUAUGAUACCUAUUGCGCUGCUGGAGCCAACGUCGAGUUCCGCACGGACCUUACCGCCGACCACGCAAGUGGCACCAUUACUGGAGCACCCCAGGCCUUGAUCUGGCUGGAUGAGCGGAUGCGGGGCGUUCCUGUCAAGAAGGGAUGCUUCAAGGAAACCCAAUUGACUGGAUUGCUGGAACCUGGUGCUCUUAGGGUGAUGUCCUUGUCGGUCAUCCGAACCCUCCUCGCUAUUCUAGGCAAGCCUAUUGGUGAACGCUUGGUUGGAUAA
Molecule: messenger RNA, 1263 nt
Organism: Uncinocarpus reesii 1704
Lineage: Eukaryota; Fungi; Ascomycota; Eurotiomycetes; Onygenales; Onygenaceae
Exons: 2
Coding region: 1-1263 (420 amino acids)
Biological process (GO): lipid catabolic process
Molecular function (GO): triacylglycerol lipase activity
Source: RefSeq, a predicted model, not a curated record